GCAGAGGACUGAGCCGGGUAGCGAGACGGCGGCGCCUCCAAUGCCUCAGUGCCCGACGAGAUGGCGAGCGUGAAAGGUGUCGUCCACGUGCUCUCCUUCACGCCCGGCAUGAGUGCGUCCUUGAGAGAGCGGCUGCCCGGCGUCGCGGUCAAGGAGGUGCUGCGAGAGGGCACAGCCGAGAACCACACCGGGAUGCCUUGGCUGGAGCGCGACCUGUUUGAGGAUGAGCUCGAGACCCUUGGGCAGGCGGAGGUCCUCCUCACAGACGCCAGGACACUGCUGCAUGUGAUGGACCUCGCGCCCAAACUCCGCUACGUCCAGAUUCGCUCGACCGGCGCGGACGCUCUCAUCUCUCAGCUGAAGGGGCGCCGCCCCCCCUUCGUCGUGAGCCGCAACACGGGCGCCGGCGUGGCCCUGCUCAUGGCCGAGUACGUGGUGGGCGCCGCCAUCUGCCGGGAGCGCGGCUUCCUCGAGGCCAGAGAUAACCAGCUGAAGAAAGUGUACGACAGAGGGCCAAGAUUCGCCCUGUACCGGAGCAUCAAGGACCUCACCUUUGGCAUCUUGGGCGUGGGCAGCAUGGGCCUGGAAGUGGCUCGAGUGCUGAAAUCUUUCCAUUGCGUCGUUCAUGGUUUCAGCAGAACGCCCCAGUCGGAAAGCACGAGGUCUCCUUAUGUAGACGUUUACUGGAGCACCGGGCAGAUGGAGUCGUUCUUGGCCGAGUGUGACUACGUGAUCGGGGUCCUGCCCUCGACGCCCAUGACCAAGGGACUCUUAGGAGGAGAUGUCCUGAAAGCCGCUAAAAAGUGUCCUAUACUGCUGAACGCGGGUCGCGGUGACCUUAUUAGCGAGAAGGACUUGCUAAAAGCCCUUGACGCCGGCUGGAUCUCCGGAACAAUCCUGGACGUGUUCGAGACGGAGCCAUUGCCCGAGGAUAGCCUUCUGUGGACACAUCCCAAGGUCUUCCUAACCCCACACGUGUCAGCUUUUGGCUCCUGGAAGAAUCGCGUGGAAUCUACUCUGGACUGUUUCGUUGAGAAUUAUAGGAGACUUCAAAAUGGGGAACCUUUACUUGGUGUGGUUGACUGGGGCGCAGGGUACUAGGGUAAGGGAAGAGGGUACUGGGCACAAGACACUUGGUUGAGGGGAAAAGGGUACGAGCACUGAGGACAUUAAUCCAAGGGUGUAGUUGCAGUAAAUGCGACUUAUGAUUUCCUUUCUCUCUUUUUUCAAUUCUUUUAAAGGAUACGAGGUUUCCAUUUUUUCUAGAGGUAUGAUGCUGGUAUUUUUUCUUGCAAUAUGAGAUGAUAUAUAUAUAUAUAUAUAUAUAUAUAUAUAUAUAUAUAUACACACAUAUAUGUAUGUAUGUAUGUAUAUAUAAUUAUUAAUCAUGGAUAUGAGCACACAGCCAUAAUUAGUUUCUUACACAAUAUAGCGUAGUAUACUUAAUGUCUCGAUCGGAAUCACAGUGAUACAGAUAAACCACACGAGACCAAGUACCAAGGAAAUCUCCGAGUGAGUGGGUUCGGAGUCUGCUCACUGUUCGAGCUUAGGAAGAGAGUCAAAAACCCAUAGAAAGGAUUUUUGAGAAUGUUGCAAUUUAUUAGAUUAUACAUUAUAUGUAGUGUUUCGAUCGUCCUGCAAAUCGAUUGUUUUCUUGAUAAAACAUUUCAACAAAA
Penaeus chinensis is the source of this 1676-nucleotide messenger RNA. Its product is annotated as glyoxylate/hydroxypyruvate reductase A-like. The transcript is spliced from 9 exons. Lineage: Eukaryota; Metazoa; Arthropoda; Malacostraca; Decapoda; Penaeidae. Bases 61 to 1101 code for a protein of 346 amino acids. Gene Ontology annotation, molecular function: NAD binding. The record is from RefSeq and is a predicted model, not a curated record.